GUCGGUGGGCGAGUCGGUGGCGGCGGCGGUCGGUCGGUCGGUGCCGCGUGUGUCGGCCGAGUCAACCUGUGUGUGUCGGUGCGGCCGCUCGCUCGCGCCAGUCAUAUGGAGGAGGCUCUCCGCGUGUGACUCCUCGCCACACUUAAGCCCCAUAGAGAAGCCUCUUUACAAGGAGUUAGGGAAGCUGUGAGCGCGCGUGUGUGUGUAUGUGAGUGUGCGUAUGUGGUUCCGCUGCGGCGUAAAAGUGUUGAAUUCUAAAUGCGAUUCAAGAUGAAAACCCACAUAACAUGACCUAAUAACGCAUCCCGUUAAAGCCUUUUAUUUAUGAAAUAGUAAUAAGAGUGGAAAUUCCUCAUUUAGAUACGAUUAUAUAUUUUUUCCCCCAAGGUGACGCUUGGCAAGUCAUUGAGGAGGUAUUGUGAUCUGCGUAAGUGCGUAAGGAAACUUGUAGACGUCAGUGCGCGAGGUGGGCGGCCACGUGUCAUGAGCGUAGGGCCCGCCCUCAGGCCCUCACGCCCCCGCACGCCCACAGGCUGGCCCUGACCACCCCCAUAACGCCCACACGGGGGGCGCCUGCCUGGGGGGACCUAGUCUAGCCUCUAGGGUGAUCUAACAGGAAUAUGAGUUGUGCGCAAGUGAUGUACCAGCCGUACGCCCCGAGUCCCUAUGUGGUGGUGCCGGCGGACGCCACCACGCCCCUGGCGGCAGCGCCCCCACACGUCUCAGGUCCUGCCACUCCUGGGGGCGGCGACGGGGUGCUGCAUCUACCUUCAUCAGCCACCACCACGCCCCACACGCCGCCCCACGCCCACCACCUGCAGCCCCUGCCGCAGGCGCGGCAGAGCGGCGAGGGUGCGGUGGGUCCGGUGCAGGGGGCGGCGGACCCCAGUGGGGGCCAGUGCGGCCAGCCUCGGCCCCAGUAUAGGGCCCCCUCCAACGGGUCAGCCACGGCCGACCCCGACGCUCCUCCCCCAGAGAAGAAAUUCUGCAGUGAAACAGAGGUCUCUUCAGCACCACCACCACCACCACCACCUUCCCAGCACCAGCACACCAGUCCACACCUCCACCACCACCACCAGCAGCACCACCACCAUCACCACCAUCACCACCACCAUCCUCACCACCACCCGCCCCUCACUGAACCCCCUGGCUCCCCCUCUCAACACGCCAACGAGGUGAAGUACGUGUCAGCUAAUUGCAUGGUGGUCACGCACUACGCCGGGGACACGGCAGCGGUGGUCGACGAGCACUUCUCCAGAGCACUUUCUACCCCACUCUUCGAGAAGCCCCAUUCACCUGGCAAAGGUAAGCUCCCCCCUAUUCACCUGGCAAAGUUCUCGCGGUUAGACGAUCGCUUACUCUCCGGAUUCUCUGUCAAUGUCCGCGUCACUUCCAGUCCUUAA
Procambarus clarkii (red swamp crayfish) is the source of this 1403-nucleotide messenger RNA. NCBI's taxonomy places the organism in Eukaryota, Metazoa, Arthropoda, Malacostraca, Decapoda, Cambaridae. The record is from RefSeq and is a predicted model, not a curated record.